UUAAGCAACAACCACUUUCCCUGGCCCGAGGUUGGUCUCUUCGAAUUAUUAAGUAAUAAUACUCUUCGUAUUAUUAAGUGUAAGUCAAGAUUCAAGAUUGAAUUUAUUGUCACCUAUAAAAAAUAUAAAUGAACUUUGUAUUCCUCUGAUUAUAUAAUAACACGAUUUAACAUACCCAUCACAAUAAAUAUAAAUAUAAAUACUACACAAAAUACAAUAGCACCAAAAACUAAACAAUGGAAAGUCUGAAACUGACAUUGUACUUCAAAACGACAACAUUUCAAAAAACCCCAUUAAAUGAAAUAAAAAAUAAGGUCUACAUAGAACCAAUAGCAGGUAAUCAAUUUUCAGAAGACAGUUAUGGACCAUUAUGCCGAAUAUAAUAUUUUUAUCACUUGAAUUAGAUUAUAGUAAUAAUAAUGUCAAUAUCUAUAGCGUUGUUGUUGUCGCCUGGAUUCUGGACGGGUCUGGCCCGAAUCUACGUUGUGCAGAGAACGUAUGACGGCCACGGAUCCAGCGUUACAUCGUCUUUUUAUAGGAAUGACUCUUCAUAAUAAUACAGACAAUAGUAAAAGUCGAUCGAUUUUGAGUUUAAUUUCUGCACUCGGUCCUUAAUUAAUAUAAAUAAAUAAUACAAGUCUGCCUAUGACUGUUUACGGGAGCAUACAUAAUUUCCUUCGUCAGAGCUUGUUCAUCUCUGUAAUUGUAGUAACAUGUUCUUCUAUCGAUUUGGAGUAAUUUAAGAAUCGACAAACUCUGUUUUCAGUUAACUGUUUGAACUCGUCUAUUUCAAAAUAACUCUUCACACAAACAACCAGAAUGAUAUAGCUCAAACUGUUAAUGGUUAUACCACCUCCAUGGUUAUACUCGUGGUUAUAAAAUAAUUAUCAACUCAAAGAUGAGAAUGUUUCGUACAGCAACGUGUAUUUUUAGUGCAAUCUUUUUUUGUAUGACUUUAGGUGGAACAGUCAAUGCUCAGACGACUGCGGUUACAGUAUCUGAACAACAGAAAGAAGUGAGCAUACGACUUAGCGGCGGAAGUUAUCCGUGGGAAGGACGGAUUGAAGUAUAUUAUCGUGGAGAAUCAUGUUCCUUCUGGGGCACUUGUGAAACCGUUUGGUCUUGGGGUACUGUCUGCGAUGACCAUUUCGAUAUAUCGGACGCGCGAGUUGCUUGCCGUUCUUUAGGCUAUCAGGAUGCUCUCAGUACAGGCCAUUUUGGAGAUGGAAGCGGUGAAAUCUGGCUUGACGACCUUGGCUGCGGAGGUGAAGAAUCAUAUCUUUGGGACUGCUCGCAUCUGGGAUGGGGAAGCCAUAACUGCUUUCAUUUUGAAGAUGUUGGUGUAGUUUGUGAUAUUGAUGACUGUAGCUACUACUCUCCUUGCCAAAAUGGUGGAGUUUGCAGCGAUAGUAUUGGUUCGUACACUUGUACAUGUCCUAUCGGCUUUGAGGGAACUGACUGUGAAUUGACUACAGUAGCAUUAACUACAACUGCUCCAGAUGUUCUCCUAGAUCCUCCCAUCGACAUGACAUUGUUUGUUAAGGGAUCAAUAGUGGGCCUCUACUACGCGCCACAGUCUAAGGAUCCACCAAUUACAAUGUACUUAUCUUACGUUUCUGAGCCCGACGUGGAACUUACUAUGGAUGAUACAGAUUUUAGUGGAACAUUGUUCGAAGGCGGUAUAGGAAGAAGUGAAGUUAACAGUAUAUACACUCGAUUUAGGAUAGAUAUCCCUUCAAGUGCUCCACAAGUCCAACAAAGGGGACCUUGGCGCGGUCGGGUAGAGGUGGAAAAUCGAAGGGAAAUCGACAUAACUUCAUUUUAUCAGAGUAUGUCAGCCUAUGUAAUGCCAAUCAAUCCGUACGUAGUCGCAUCGGUUGGUGGAUAUGUUCAACUUCGGACGGAUGCAAAUGAAAACCAAGAACUUCGAUGGAGUCACAAUGGAGAAGAGAUUCCACAAGCCAACGGUCUUGAAGUAUUCACAAUAUUACGAGCCACUGUCGAAGAUGACGGCAUCUAUGAAUGUUACAUAAAUGGAAGACGCCCUGAAAAUGAACACGCCUUUUUCAAGCUGUCUGUCAGAGAAUGCCCAACAGGAAAAUGUGGUAUGCCAAAUUGCCGGAUGGACUGUCCAAAGUGUAUGAACGGGGCAGUGUGCGAUCCUUAUUCUUGUUCAUGCAUAUGCCCAGCUGGCUACAUUGGUGAUCUAUGUGAGACAGCACACUCUACAAGUGAUUUUGGACAGAGAGGCACCAUGGCGUGCAGUAAUGGUGUGGACAAGUGCAAAGGUAGCCGAUUCUGUCGACCUCAACCAUUUGGGUGUACUUGUGCAGGAGGUUUUUCUGGAAUAGACUGUGGGACAAGGUGUUCUGCAGGAACAUAUGGCCCCGAUUGCAAGUUAGUCUGUUCGUGUCCGGAUGAUGAGUGCAAUUACCAUAGUGGUUGCAGUUCCAGUAGUUGCAGUGAUGGGAUGACCGGCGAUACUUGUACAGAGUAUUUACCAUCUACGCAGUGCCCAAGUGGCUACUACGGUGACCAAUGUCAAUAUGAAUGCAAUUGUGACUCAUCUUUCACAUGUGAUAAAUGGUCUGGAGUGUGCGUUGUACCAGAUGAUAUCAUUGACGUGGUGAUCGUACUUGACCCACCAUACACCGAUAUGUCAAGUGACCCUCAAGUGAAGUUGAGAUUCUACUCUCUUGGCGACACACAAACUGAAGACAUGGAAAUUAGUUACUUGUCGGAUGACUCUGUGCAGUUGCAAUACAAUGAUCCUGGCGAAGGACCAUUCGCCAGCGAUUCCACUUUUACGUACACCACAGAUGGAGACUCAGUUGGCAUGGAAAUUACAAUUGGAGCUUCCAGUUCUGCUGCGCAAAGAGUUGGUCCAUUCUUGGGUACAGCUACCUACAAUGGAUUUACGACAACUUCAACAGCAUGGUUUCAGCCUAAUGAUGCUGAAAUUAGUCCUGUUCAUGAUAUUGUGCGGGUUUCCUUUGGUGGAUUCACCCGAUUGGCAACUAAUGUCGAAGAAGCCAGUGAUUUACGCUGGAAAUUCAAUGGAGAGGCCCUGGGUUGGGCAAAUGGAUUACCAGUUUUAACCAUUACAAAAGCUUAUGUUGAAGAGUCUGGUAUAUACGAAUGUUACAGGGAUGGAGACUAUGACGAUAAGACGCAUGCAUUCUUCCGAGUAGUUGUGAGAGGCUGCCCAAGUGGUUUGUGCGGUCGUCCAGCAUGUGUUGAUACUUGUCCUAUUUGCUACAACGGCGGCGUUUGUUCGGCUGACACUUGUACGUGCGUGUGUCCUCCUGGAUUCAUGGGAGACCAAUGUGAAACAGUUUGCCCUGAACAAGAUAACGCCUUCGGACUUACGUGUAGUAAAACAUGCAGUAGUGAACCGACUGGCAACUGUAGCGGAAUUAGAUUUUGUUACCCGGACCCAUUGGGUUGUGUUUGCGCAUCUGGCUGGAUGGGUCCUUACUGUGAACAAAUGUGCGACCCUGGUCAGUACGGACCAGACUGUGAUCUCCUGUGCCAUUGCGAUGAUGACGAUUGUAACUAUGUUUAUGGAUGCGAGGUUGGAUCUCAAUGCACGGACGGAUUCAUUGGCGACACUUGCAAAGAUCCUGGUCCUGAUGCUGUAUGUACAGUUGGUGAUUUUGGAGAAAGCUGUGAAUUCCAAUGUCAAUGUGAUUUCAGACAAUCUUGCAACAGGACAACUGGAGAAUGUAUUGACUAUCCCGCUAAUAUUACAACAUGUGACCGUGGUUUCUAUGGUGAAUUCUGUACACUGCAAUGCCCAUGCUCAUUGAGUAAACAGUGUGAUAAAGAAACAGGCGAAUGUCUUGAAGGUAAGUUUGUCUUUAGGAAAUAAACUAUACGACAAUUUAUUCGCUAACUUUCAUUUAUAUAUUAAAUUACAUAUUAUA
Anneissia japonica is the source of this 3926-nucleotide messenger RNA. RefSeq names its product neurogenic locus notch homolog protein 1-like. Gene Ontology annotation, molecular function: calcium ion binding. The coding region runs from base 899 to 3871 and encodes 990 amino acids. NCBI's taxonomy places the organism in Eukaryota, Metazoa, Echinodermata, Crinoidea, Comatulida, Comatulidae. Gene Ontology annotation, cellular component: membrane. The record is from RefSeq and is a predicted model, not a curated record. The transcript is spliced from 19 exons.